GACAGUGACGGUGGGUGGGCUGGGCUGUAUGUGGCCAGCCCACCAGUCCAGGAAGAAGCCGCUGCCGCACAGCUGACAGUGACAGGCAGGGGCAGCUCUGUGUCGGCGCUGCUCUGUGGAUGACGCCGCAUCCGGUACACGUGACAGGAAGAUUGGCACGGCACGGCGGCGGUUGGCGGUACUGUCCAGAGGACGACGUCACUUCCGUCAGACGUCACCGGAAGUGCGGCGGAGUCCAGGACCAGCGUGCGGCAGCGGGCAGGUGUAGGCGGGAGUUUUUGCAGCGUAUAUGGUUACUAUGGUGAUGGGGGAGCACAUGGAUGACGUCACUAUUGAUAAAAGCGCCGCUGGGCGGGUGUUUGUCCCGUUUCCGGAGUGACGGCGCCACACACCUGGUGAGGUCUCUAUUUAUUGUGUUGCUUAACUUCUGCCGACCCUGUGAUAAAAACUCAUUCCUUCUGAAACGAGACCUGACUCAGCGUGUCUUCAAGUGUUCCCACAAUUCUCACCUCUCUGCACUGGAGUGAAGUGACCGAAGCGGAUCUCAAGUUGUGACACGCCGCCGGCCAAUGAGAGGGGACUGUGGGUGUGUUAGGACACUUGUCCACUGACUGCAGCAAUGAAGUUUAUCACUUCAUGUUCGUCCUCAGUGCAGGGCAACAGACACCCUAACGUGUGAACAUGGCUUCUUUCAUCAAACUCUGUCCCUUCUAUAGCCGGGACCCCUCUGUGUUCCUGCGGGUAGCCCGCCCCGUGAUCCUGCGCAGUGCAGCGCGCUGCCCAGUCCUGGUGGCUCGCACUGUGGCUACUUCUGCAGGUACUCAGCAGAGGGUCAAGGACUCACCCCCACCCACUGGAGUCUCCUCUGGAGCCUCCAACAGGCGCACCCUGGCUCAGGCAGCCCCACAGGCCGCCACUGUCAACGCCAAGUGUCCUUUUAUCGAGCAGGAGAUGGAGAAGGAGGAUAGCGCUAUAGUCCACAAAGCUGGAUCUGAGAUGCAGGAGGAUCUGAAAGCUUUCAAUACAGACGUUCUCAGCUCUCUGUUGUUUGAUGUCCAGUCCAGCCUGAAGAAGAAGUUCUUUGGUUCUCCACCUAAAAAAGUGAACCUGGGAACAGGGGCUCCUCUCAUUCCAUCUCAUCUGAUUAAAGAAAACAUGACAGGUGGAGCUGCCUUCGGUUACGAUGAGUACUUCAACCGGAGGAUUGAGGAGAAGAAGCAGGACCACACGUACCGGCUGUUCAAGACCGUGAACCGCAAAGCUGAUGCUUACCCGUUCGCUGAUGAUUUCUCUGACCUCCAGGGCAAUACGAAGGAAGUGUCCGUUUGGUGCAGCAAUGAUUACCUAGGCAUGAGCCAGCACCCUAGGGUGCUGAAAGCCAUUUCGAAGACUCUUCAUGAUCUUGGAGCUGGGGCAGGAGGAACGAGGAACAUAUCAGGCACCAGCCAGUACCACGUGGACCUGGAGUGUGAGUUGGCAGAUCUGCAUCACAAGGACGCAGCCCUGCUCUUCUCCUCCUGCUUUGUCGCAAAUGACUCCACGCUGUUCACACUGGCAAAAAUGCUCCCAGGCUGUGAGAUUUACUCUGAUGCUGGCAAUCAUGCUUCUAUGAUCCAGGGCAUACGAAACAGCGGGGUCACAAAAUACGUCUUCCGCCAUAAUGAUCCUGAACAUCUUGAAGAACUGCUCCGCGGGUCAGACCCUAAGACACCCAAGAUUGUUGCAUUUGAGACCGUCCACUCUAUGGAUGGAGCCAUAUGCCCCCUGGAGGAGAUGUGUGACGUUGCACACAAAUAUGGAGCCCUGACAUUUGUGGACGAGGUUCAUGCAGUGGGGCUGUAUGGGGUGCGAGGGGCAGGAGUAGGAGAGAGAGAUGGGGUCAUGCACAAGAUGGACAUUAUCUCAGGAACACUCGGGAAGGCAUUCGGCUGUGUUGGUGGCUACGUGGCCAGCACGGCUGCUCUCAUUGACACAGUGCGUUCUUACGCCGCUGGGUUCAUUUUCACUACUUCCCUGCCUCCGAUGCUGCUGGCUGGAGCCUUAGAAUCCGUGCGGGUCCUGAAAAGCGAGGAAGGGCAGGCUCUCCGCCGUGCCCAUCAGCGUAACGUCAAGCACAUGCGCCAAUUGCUGAUGGAUGCUGGGCUGCCCGUCAUCAACUGCCCUAGCCACAUCAUCCCCAUACGGGUUGGCAAUGCCGCACUAAACAACAAAAUCUGUGACACCCUCCUCUCCGACUACAACAUCUACGUCCAGGCCAUCAAUUACCCAACCGUUCCCCGUGGGGAAGAGUUGCUGAGGCUGGCUCCCUCCCCCCACCAUGCUCCAACCAUGAUGAACUAUUUUGUGGAGAGCCUGGUGCAAACAUGGAAGGAAACUGGGAUGCCCUUACAGUCACCAUCGGCUGCCGAGUGCAACUUCUGCCACCGCCCGCUGCACUUUGACCUGAUGAGCGAGUGGGAGCGCACCUACUUUGGGAACAUGGAGCCACAAUACAUCACUAUGUACGCCUAACCCUGCAUAGAGUGCCUUAUCACACCCAGAUCAGAUCGAUCAAUUGCCACAGACCAAGCCGGGUGAUCACUCAACUAGUUAUGUCUCCUUUAUCUUGUAUGUGCACUGGAAUCCCUGAGAACCUGGUACUGUGUCCACAUAUACUGGGAAGCCCGAUCCCUUCCGUCAGCCUCAGCGAGCAUGCCAUAUUCCCAGAUCAGCCUGAAUUAUCCGCUCUAGAUAACCCUGUCUGCCCUAUCAUUAGCAACUAAUAUAUUCUUACAUCCAGCAUCAAAUACUAAUUUAUUGAAAGUAUUUUUUUCUGAGUGCUUGCUUACUAUAAAUAAUGUAAACAGGCAAUAUAUUAAACAGGCAAUAUAUUAAAAUACUGCUGUACAAAAUCAGAGUUUUCAGGCGCAGAAACCCACUGAUUCCACAUACACUGACGACCUAAUGGGUUUUCUCCAGACGCGAACCCCCGUUUUUGCCGUUUUCUUGCUGACUUAACCUCGCAGCUCCAUGGAGUUCGUUCCACCAGCGGGUAAUCCUCAUUAACGGAGUUCCUACCCCCCCUAAGCCUAACGCUGCAUGGCACAGGUCAUUCAUAUCAGACCUGUCUUCUGCCUUUUUACUCUAGAUUGUGGGAACAUUUCCUCAAUUUUGCACCUUAGUUCUAAUGAAGUGUUCUAGAUCCUAAGGGGUAAAUUUACUGAAGUGCAGGUUUACAGAAGUGGAGUUUUUCCCAUUGCAACCAGAUUUACAUACCAUUUAUCUAGCACCUUCUAGAAGAUAAUAGCUACAUUCUGACUGGUCGCUAAGAACAACAUCUCCACUUCUGUAAAACCGCACUGUAGUAAAUAUAACCCUUAAGAUUAGUGUUUUGCCGCAGCUAAGUCACAAAGUCCGUAGCGCACUAAACGGGGCUAUGUGGCUGGAUUUGAGGACUGGCGUAUGUUGCAGAUUGAUCGUCUGUGUCCAAGCUGGUGGUGUGAUCACCCAUGAAGAAAACUGACAAUAAUAAAGUAUUAUGCAAGGA
Molecule: messenger RNA, 3526 nt
Organism: Pseudophryne corroboree (corroboree frog)
Lineage: Eukaryota; Metazoa; Chordata; Amphibia; Anura; Myobatrachidae
Gene: ALAS2
Product: 5'-aminolevulinate synthase 2
Exons: 15
Coding region: 682-2511 (609 amino acids)
Biological process (GO): heme biosynthetic process; erythrocyte development; hemoglobin biosynthetic process
Cellular component (GO): mitochondrion; mitochondrial matrix
Molecular function (GO): 5-aminolevulinate synthase activity; pyridoxal phosphate binding
Source: RefSeq, a predicted model, not a curated record